Messenger RNA from Linum trigynum, 3588 nucleotides. NCBI's taxonomy places the organism in Eukaryota, Viridiplantae, Streptophyta, Magnoliopsida, Malpighiales, Linaceae. The record is from the annotation of a GenBank genome assembly.
AUUACUGUUUAUAUAGUCUAAUAGUUACAAUUGAAGAACUUAAUUGAUAAAUUUGAAAUUAAGGAAUUUAAAUCAUGAAUGAAGUUAUUAAAGGGGAAUAAAAUUACAAAUACUUCUCAUGUAUCUCGAACUGUCCUUAAAAUUGAAGAAUUUAAUUGAAAUUAUUUUAUUAAAGUUUAUGAUUAAAUAUAAUUAUAAAAGUUAAUAUGGCUAAAUCGAUUUAUUGAAGUGCUUAAUUAAUUGAUUUCACUUAAUGGAUUCUAACGAAGAAACAAAAUUGUUUAAGAAAAGGAGGGUAAACAGAAAUAAGGAAAAAAAGUACAAGCUUGCUUCUCACGACCAUCGAACCAAGGAACAGAAGCUAGUUUCGGAAAAUAAUCCCCUCAGUUUCCGUUAGACUAAACCAAGCUCGUUGUCAUUCUAUUGCACGUCAAGAUAUUUAAUCGUAACCUUUAGUUUAUAGGUAUAAUACUGAACAUUUUAUACGUAACUUUCAAGAUUCUUGGGGGGGCCGGGGCCUCCUGUCACAUGUGGCAGAUGACAUGGCGCCAACAAGGUGACAACAAGGCGGCUGCACAUGUGGCAUGCAUGGAAGACUAGUAGCAUAGAGAUGCUCCUAGGAUUCUCCACCUAAAUGAGAGCUUAAUGGUGCACUUAUGGGCUACAUUAUGGGUAGCAUUAUUAGAGUGCAUUAUUGUUAGAAACCGAACAGGAAAAAUUAGGGUAUUCAUUCCCAACAAUUAUGGGGGGACUUUAUGGGGUGUAUUGAUGUAGAGGGACCAUUAUGAGGGGCAUUGAUGCCUUGUAUGUGGAGAGGCCUAUAUAAGGAGCCAUCUCCCUCACUUGUAACUCAUUCCAUCAUUUUUUAGAGUAAUACACACUAGAGAGUUCUCCCAAUCCUUUGUCUUGUUCUUAGCUUACUUGUGAGUUUGAGAGAAAGGCUGCCUAGCGCUCUAACGGAAUUGAGAGCUAGGGCCGCACGAUCGAGAGUAAGGUCGUGACAAGUGGUAUCAGAGCCUGGUUCGGCUUUGUGCUAGCAAAGUUGAACCUAGAGCCAGAAGGAAAGGAAGAACCUCACCAAAGAUGGCUGGAUCAGAAGUCCACGACGAUGCGGAGAAGCACCGUGGAAGGGAUACCGUGAAGAAUCCCAAACCAAAGGGUGACAAGUCAAGCACUCGUGAUCCUAUGACGUCUCUAGAGAGGCGUGUCUCUAGAGUGGAGGUGAAGUUGGCGGAAGACAUCAGUGCCAUCGAGGAUUUGGGAGCAAACUUCACCCGAGUCGAAAGCGAUUUUCAAGGUAUGAAUGCUCGUUUGUCGAGCUUGGAGAUUGGUAAUGAUGGCUUACGAGAAGAGCUUGUGGCCCUCAUCAACAACACCAUCACCACAUCCUUGAACAACGCCAUUGGAGUUGUGAAAGAGCAAGUCCAGGCUGAGCUGGUCGGCGUGAAGGAGGAGAUUGCAGAUCUCAAGAGUGAGGUCACUCUCGUGAAGAGAGCCAUGGCUAGCGGACCAGCCACGGUGCAAUCCGUCCCACGUGCUGAUAUUCCAAGACCGAAGAGCUUCGGAGGUUCAUGGAAUGCGAGGGAGUUAGAGAACUUCCUUUGGAGUCUUGAGCAGUACUUCAAGGCGUCCGGCAUCCAAGAGGAGGAGGUAAAGAUCCGUACCGCUCCACUAUACUUGGUUGAUGUUGCAAUGGUGUGGUGGAGGCGACGUGAAGCGGACGUCGAAAGAGGUACUUGUGUGAUGGUAACGUGGGAAGAUUUCAAGAGAGAAAUCAAGAGGCAGUUCUACCCAGAGAACGUGGAGUUUGAAGCCCGUUCAAAGUUGAGAAGACUCACCCAGAGGAGUGGAGUUCGAGAAUACGUGAAAGAAUUCUCGGAGCUGCUUCUAGAGAUCCCGGACAUCACGGACAAGGAGGCCAUGCACGGCUUUCUUGAUGGGCUGCAACCAUGGGCCAAGAUGGAGAUUCAACGUCGAGGAGUGCAAGACCUUGCAACUGCCAUGGCCACGGCGGAGUCUUUUGUCGAGUACAAACGACAAGAGAGCAGCGGCAAAGAGAAGAGUUCGAAGCCCAACAAGGGUGGAGAACAGCAGAAGCCUUUCAAGGAGGGUUCUCGCACUCAACAACACCAAGGAGGUUCGAGCAAAGGGGGUAAGUACGAGCCAAAACCCAUGACUUGUUUCCUUUGCGACGGACCACAUCGAGUGCGAGAUUGCCCAAGGAAGGCGAGAUUAGCAGCCAUGGAAGCUCAAGAUGAGGAGCCCAAGGCGGCGGAGGCCAAGAUUGGCUCGAUCCGCAAGCUUGGCGCGGCGAAGACCGACGUCAAGGAGAGCAAGCGGGGGAGGUGCUAUGUUCUGGCGCAAUUCAUGCAAGGCGAGUCAAAAGCCUUGGUGGAUACCGGUGCCACGGACAACUUUCUUCGCGUCGAGGAGGCAAACCGGCUGGGUAUUUCCUACGAUAAGGGGCAAGGGAGGCUCAAGACGAUCAAUUCGAAGUCCAUCCCGAUCCAUGGAGUUGCUCACAACGUACCAAUGAAGCUUGGCGAGUGGGAAGGCCUCAUCGACUUUUCCGUCGUCACCAUGGACGAUCACCCAGUCAUCCUCGGCAUCCACUUCCUCGACAAGGAGGGAGUGCUUUUGAAGCCCAACUCCAACACGAUGUGCUUGGAGAAGGAAGGGGAGUUCCAUGCUGUUCAUCUCUUGAGAGAAGAUGGUCCCCAUAGUGCUCUAUCGGCCAUGCAAGUGGUGAAGGGGUUCAAGAAGAAUGAACCAACCUUUCUUGUGUCCUUGAAGAUGGAGGAAGAAGGAGGCUCAACGGGAAUCACAACUCCCAUCAUCGAAGGUGUCCUCGAAGAGUUCGAUGAUGUGAUGCCAUCGGAGUUGCCCAAGAAGCUGCCACCAAGAAGAGAGGUGGACCACAAGAUCGAGUUGGAGCCAGGAGCGAAGCCCCCUUCGCGAGCACCAUACCGCAUGUCGCCACCGGAGUUAGAAGAAUUGCGGAGGCAACUCAAGGACUUGGUGGACGCAGGCUACAUGCGGCCAUCGAAGUCACCUUUCGGAGCACCGGUGCUGUUCCAAAAGAAGAAGGAAGGGUCGUUGUGGAUGUGCAUCGACUAUAGAGCCAUCAACAAGUUGACGGUGAAGAACAAGUGGCCGAUUCCCAACAUUGCCGACUUGUUCGACCAGCUUGGAGAUGCAAUGUGGUUCACCAAGCUAGAUCUUCGCUCGGGCUACUAUCAAGUGCGGAUAGCAGAGGGCGACGAGCCAAAGACGGCUUGUGUGACGAGGUAUGGCUCUUACGAGUUUCUUGUGAUGCCAUUCGGUCUCACCAACGCACCAGCCACGUUUUGCACUUUGAUGAAUCAAGUGUUCGAGCCAUUCUUGGACCGGUUUGUCGUGGUCUACUUGGAUGACAUCGUCGUGUAUAGCAAAACACUCGAUGAGCAUGCCGAGCACCUACGCCAAGUCUUCCAAGUCCUUCGCGACAACGAGUUGUACGUCAAGAGGGAAAAGUGCACAUUUGCCGCCACAUAGGUUCCAUUCUUGGGACACGUUAUUGGUGGAGGCAAAUUAAAGAUGGAUGGAGCG